CAGCCCGCGCCUAGCCCGCGCCCGCGCCCGCGCCGCGCCUGGCCCAGCGUAGCCUGGCGUAGCCAUGCCAGUCAGGACGCGGCACUAGCACCGUGAGGCGCCGUGCCCGUGCCGCGAGGGCCCCGCCGCGAGGCUAAGAGCACCGGGCCCGCCACCCCCCCCCCCCCCCCACCCCCCCGGGCCCCCCCAGCCCCGCGCUCGCCAGGCUCGUCAUGUCGGACCACGAGGCGGAUUUGGACUCGGAGGCCGAGUGCGACAGUUUCCCGGGAGACUUGAGCCAACUCGCCGACCUGGUGGACCUCGGCGACUCGGAUGACCCCCACGGCCACGCGACCGGCUCCGCCCCCGCCGCCGCGGCCUCCGCAGCCAUGUCGCCACCCCCGUCCGUGCCCCGGAGGAAGGCCGUGUCCUUUCACUCCAACACCGGCCUGCCACCCUGCAAGAAGAUCACGACAGCGGAGGAGUGCGUGCGCCACAUGAUGCAGGGCACCUCCCUCAUCAAGGUGCGCCCCCGCCGUCACUACUACCGGGUGCUGGCGCUGUCGCAGGACCUCAAGCACGUCAGCUGGACGCCAGGACGCCCGCGCUCCUGCGCCCCCCUAGGUCCCUGGUUACCCAAAGUGACGCGAAGCCUCCUGUGUGUGGGAAGAAUGAUCGCCGUCGAGGACAUCCGCGAGGUGCGGUGCGGGCGGACCACCAAGGUGCACCGGGACUCCCGCAUGCCCGCCGGCUACCCGGACGACUGGGCCUUCUCCGUCGUGUACGGCGACGACCUGCGCACCCUGGACCUGAUCGCGCACAGCGCGGAGGACGCGCGGACCUGGGUGGCGGGGCUGUGCGCCCUCAUCGGGGACCCUAACCCGGCUGCCGGUGGCGGGCUCCGCGAGCAGUGGCUGUCGAACGCGUUCCACAAGGAGGCGGCGCGCUGCGGGGGCCGCCUGGGCGCCGAGUCCGCGGCCCGGCUGGCGGCGCGCCUCAUGACCGCCAAGAAGGCCGCCGCCCCCGCGGACCAGCCACCACCGCCGCCCCAGCACCAGCGCGGCAGGACGCCGCCCGCGCAGGCCGCCCAGGAGCGCAUCGCGCAGAAGCUGGCGGAGAACGGGCGGCGGCGGUCUAUUGAGAGCGCGGAGUUUAUCGAGACCUACAAGCAGGUGGUGACGCGGCCGGAGGUGUACUUUCUAUUGCUCAGGUUUUCUCACAAAGAGUACAUGACGGCGGAGGACUUGAAGGCUUUCUUGGAGACUGAACAAGGGGACCGAGCCGUGGAGUUGGCCGAGUGCGAGGAGAUCAUCAACCGCAGCGAGCCGAGUCCGGAGGCCAGGGAACAGGGUGUCCUGCUAGUCGACGGCUUCUCGCACUUCCUGGAGUCGGACGAGUGCCUGAUUGCGCCGCCGGCCGACAAGACGUCGACGCAGCUCAACCUGCCGCUCAGCCACUACUACAUCAGCAGCGCGCACGACGCGUACGUGCCGGACGACCCCGCGGCCAACACCGCCUCCAUGGACGCCAUCGUCAGGGCCCUGGCCCAGCCCUGCAGAUACGUCAAACUGGACCUUCACGACGGCGUGGCCGGCCCCGUGGUGUGCAGGAACGCGACGUGCGCCUCGAGGCUGCCGGCCAGCGACGUGCUGCGGCUCAUCCGCGAGCUCGCCUUCGUGGUGAGCCAGUGCCCGCUGCUGCUGCACCUGUCCGUGCGCUGCUCGCCGCCGCAGCAACGCUCGCUGGCCGCCCUGCUGCGCGCCGAGCUCGGCGAGAAGCUGCUUCUCCCGCAGGAGGCCAAGGACCCCGCGCAGCUGGAGGUGCAGACCAUUCUCGGCAGGAUACUGCUAGUGGGCAAGCGGCUGCCGAGCGCGUGCCACGAGGAGAUGGGCUCGGUGCAGGACGAGGACGACGUGCAGGGCGCGGGCCCGGGCGUGGUGGUGCGCGAGCUGUCGGACCUGUUCGCGCUGGACCCGCGCUCGUGCCACGCGGUGGACGCGGCGCCCGGCCACGCCCCCGGCCGCCUCUGCUCGCUGUCCGACUCGCUGGCCUCCAAGAUGUCGCGCCUCCGCCCCGAGGACAUGAUCGCCCACUGCAGGAACAGCCUGACGCGCGUCUUCCCCAACCACGAGCGCACCGGGGCGGCCAACUUCAACCCCCAGGAUGCGUGGAACGCCGGUUGUCAAAUAGUGGCGGUGAACCUGCAGACGCCGGGGCAGCACAUGGACGUGUACGAGGGGCGCUUCCGGACCAACGGGGGCACGGGGCUGGCCCCCAAGCCCUCCAUCAUGUGUGACGGCCUGCCCUUCCCCGCCGCCGACCCCCGCAACGGGCUGCCGGGCACGUCGCCGCUAGUGCUCCGCAUCACCGUCAUCUCCGGCCAGAACCUGCCCCGGCCCCGCGGCUGCGACGCGCGCGGCACCGCCAUCGACCCCUACGUCGCCGUGCAGGUGUUCGGCGUCCAGGUUGACAACAACGAGAAGAAGACGCGCACCGUGUCCAACGAGGGGGACUGCCCCGUCUUCGAGGAGACCUUUGAGAUGGUCAUCUUCCUGCCCGAGCUCGCCCUCUUGCGCUUCGUCGUCCUGGACGACGAGUACAUCGGCGACCCUUUCAUCGGGCAGUUCACCGUGCCGCUGCACUGCCUGAGCCGGGGCUACCGGGUGGUGCGGCUGCUGAACGCGGCGGGCGAGCCGCUGGACGGCGCCUGCCUCUUCGUCCACAUCGAGAUGUGGCACCGCCGGGGGAGGCAGAACAGCAAAAAGCGCUAUAAGAAGGAGAAGCUCGACUUGCGGACAGUGGGUAUCAGUAGCGUGGACGACCUCGUCAAGAGCAACGAGCGCUCCCUCCGGGCGAUGGUGGAACUUCGCAGCGAGACGGACCUGGCUAUGAGCGCGCUGCGCUGCGAGUGCGGCGUGUCGGACGGCGCCAGCAUGCAGCACUGUCUCAGGGUCAUCACCCACCGCAUCCAGAGGACGCGCAGCGUCCGCAAGGUCUACAUUCAGGAGGUGGACGGCUCGCCGAUGCUGCGGCUGGAAGCCGACACCCUCAGCGAGAACAUGACGCGCUGCCUGUGCACCCUCGACCGCGCGUGCGAGCAGCUUGCCUCCGUGCGGCGCCUGCACGACUCGACCGCCGCGCCCGUCCUCGACCUCUGCGCCCAGCUCGAGGACAAGGCGCGGGACUUCCCAAACCUGGCACUGGGCCUCGGACUCAAGGGCGCCAAGUUCACCAAGGCCUCAGACAACUUGGCGUGGAACGUGCGCGUGAUCCGGGGCGCGCUGCGUCAGCUGGGCGAGGUCAAGGAGGAGGCCGAGAAGGGCCUGUGGGUGAUCCGACGCUCGGCAAAGGCCAUCUCGCGGCUGUCUGGUCAGCGGCCGGCCGCCCAGGUCUCAGCGCAGCCGCAGCCACCACCGCUGUCGAGGACGAGCUCGGCGACGACCAAGCAUCCCGGCCCGACGGGCAGCGGCUCGGAUCCAGACAGCCUGGGCCACGGCGGCCGCCUCUCACCGCAGUCCAACUCGUCCACGUCGCGGUCCCCGGCGGCCUCCCCGUGCGGCACGGCCUCGGGCGGAGUCUCACCCACCAUCGGCGAGAUGCGCGGCGUGUCGCCGAGGCCGCCCGUCCGAGGCAUUCUCAAGCAGCAGUCGUCGCCGCAGCCCUGCGACCAGCCUGCAUGACAUUUAGCCCCUGGAGGACCCCAUCACCCCGGGGUCCCCCACCAUGUAGCCCCACAUCCUGGAGGUCCCCAUUCUGUAAGCAUACACGUUGGAGGUCCUCAUGCUGUGAGCGUACAGCCCACAGUUCCCCACUCUGGGAGCCCUCAUCCUGGAGGUCCUCAUUCCGCAGGAACCCACCCCGCGGGGACAUACCACAUAGGAACCCAUCCCGCAGGAACCCACUCGGGAGGAACACAUCCCGUAGGAACCCAAUCGGGAGGAACACACCCCGUAGGAACCCACCCAGGAGGAACCCACCCGGGAGGAACACAUCCCGGAGGAACCCACCAAGGAGGAACCCAUCGAGAGACUGCCCUGUAGUCGUGCCCUGCGGGCCCUGCGGGGUCGCGCCCUGAGGUACGUGACUGCAGCCCCCCGCCCCGUGUGGGUGGCGCCGCGAGGCGCUGCUGUGCGACAGAGAUAGCUGCCGCUGCUGCCUGACAGCGAUUGUGCGAGUGCGCGGGGGAUUAUCCUGUAGGUCGUCUCGCUCGCACUCGCACAUAAUCCCCGUCGUUCUGCUGCGCCUCGUGAUGUUAUCCCAGGGUGGGGGCGCCUCUGAGCUUUGGGCCCUGCUGCUGCUGGUGGCAGCGGUGGUCCGGGUGGUGGUGGUGGUGAUCGUGGUGGUGGCCUCCCCUUUAGGCUUCCCUGCUAUUCGAGAUACCCCCUGGCCGCAUUUUUCGUCGUCGCCAUUUGCAGGCGUGUGGGGGGUUCUCUCUUGUCAGGUCGAUAUGGGACUGGAGCUCCGGCGCCGCCGCUCUGUUCGAUCUGACGUGCGAAUGCGUGCAGCCUGCCGCCACCGGCAGUACUCCGCGCGCCAGUGUCUCACGGGCGAGGGGUAUAUAUACCGCGCCGACUUGCGGGGAGGUCCGUGAACCCCGUCCCUCAGCUCUCUUGCCGUCCGGUGGCCCAGGGUAACUGCACGGUCGCUAAUUUGUUUUUGGCCAUCUGGCCGAGUCCCCACGUGGAAGGUCUCAAUACUCGCUACGGUUUUCCGUUUCUCGUUGCCGACUGGUUCGGUAACGUUAAGACCCGAGGGAACGGAGCACCGCCCCUCGAAGACUUGUCUUACUCGCUUCGUGUUUAUUCGUUGUCGCGUCUGUGAGAUUCUAUAUAUACCCGCCGUGUUUGGCUAUGGCUGCCUGGCGGAGUAGCCGCCGCUCAAGUUUCGUUUGGAAGGGGUUGGUGAUUUUUCUUGUGAUAGCUGUGCUCCUAGUGUUUUUGCGCCACCGCCGUUGCCCGCAGGCCCCAGCGGCCCGAAGGUGCGGUGGGGCAACCUUAAACUUCCCAAGGAAAAAAUUCUUUUAACACUUAUUGUUAUGACGUUGUUUUCACCUUUAAGGCAUCUAUUUGAUGUCAUGACGUCCCAUUUCGGACUGGGUUUUGUGCAUUCCGCGGCCUCGUUUUACUUACUUGUUUUCAAUGUAAUGUUCCGUAUGAUUCGCGACCGGUUUCUAGACUUUAAGAGGUGCCUUGGUUAUUUGCUCGACCUCAGAGAGCUACAGAAGAAAUGCGUUGGUUGAAGACACUUUCAUUUCCAAUUCGUCUGAAUGUUAGAAAAUUUUACCUAGUGAUUUGGUGUCACUUGUCAUGUAGCCCUGCUUAAGAUUUCGCACGGAGUGUUGCCUGUUGCCAGUGUCGUGUAGGUGAAUGGCAUAGUCUAGUGAAAUUGUAGACAGAGUCCUUGUGAUGACAAUUUAAUGGAACAGUAGAUCGUGUUAGACGUUUUGUGAGCUGAACCGAGCAACAUCAAAACUGAAGAAACCAUGUUCAAUCCACUGUUCAGGAGGAGGCUGCAGGUCCAGGAAAAAACGGUCACUGGUAGGUCUAGUUCUUCUCAGUAUGUUGUAGAAAGUUAUUCUUGUUGUCCUUUACAGAAUGUAAAUAUUGUCUAACACGCUUCGAGCAGGAUCAUGACUUUGUUUACUGUGGUUAAGGGCAACUUGAGUCAAUAAUAGUCCGUCAGUGCCAGCUGUCAGUUAGCGAUGGACGCUCGUUAAUCAGAAGUUGAGAGUACAAAGUUGUUUUCUGCAGAAGGAAGUGCUUAUAUAGAGGAACAAAGCAGUACGAAUGGUCCGAAGCGAAGUCAAUUCAAUGCAGUCUGAUUGUGCGGUCCUGUGUUGAAUUGACAUCCCCUCGGCAGCCACUUUGACGACCAAACCUGCAAAUGCACAUUUAAAGCAAAGAUUUAUUUAUUUAUAUCCGUGAUAAAAGAGAAAAAUCUAUUGUUUAAUUUUCGCACUGUUAUUCCUAAUGAUGUUUAUUUUUAGAGAACAAGCAAGUUAUAUAGCUAUUUACCUUUAUUGUACAGAUUUAAUGCCAAAUGGUUAGACUAUAUUGUCCUUCUUUCCCUUUAUUUUAAUGAGACAUCUUUCUAGUCGAACACUAUGGGUUACCUUGUGACAAUAUGUCAAAUUAUUUUAUGCUCCUUUGUUAUUGAGUUGUGUCCUUGUGAAUUGGUCUUACGGAGACCAAAACCUCUGUGCUGUUACUCAAUCCUUAGAUGGCUAAAUUUUAAUGUCAAGACGUUUCUGUGUAGAUACGAAAUGCGAUUGUUAUGUGAUGUGCCAUGCUGUUCAAAAUAGAAUGCUGCCAGUCCUAAGUGUGCCAAACUGUUAAAAAGACUUUGCGAAGUAUCCAUUUUGUUGACUGCGCGUCCACUUAACUCACACUUUGUCCUGUACUGCAUUAAUUUGCAUCUACGCUUAUAAAGGGCCUAUGUUCGCCGAAAGACCAAUGUAAUUUAAUCAAAAUUCGAUGAAAAGCUCGACAGAUUGGCCUCAACUUAGCAGCCUGAAAUCAAUAUGGUCUCCUCACAGUCCUUCUUAAAGCUAAAAGGGUUAAUCUCUAAAAUUUUUCGAAACAUCUUACUUUUGAUUUUUGAUGUAAAUCCACUUUAUUUCCAGGUUAUAAAAUAUACUUUUAAUUUAUUACGA
This is a messenger RNA of Frankliniella occidentalis (western flower thrips), 6631 nucleotides long. Its product is annotated as inactive phospholipase C-like protein 1. The transcript is spliced from 17 exons. Gene Ontology annotation, molecular function: phosphatidylinositol-4,5-bisphosphate phospholipase C activity. Bases 213 to 3659 code for a protein of 1148 amino acids. Lineage: Eukaryota; Metazoa; Arthropoda; Insecta; Thysanoptera; Thripidae. Gene Ontology annotation, biological process: intracellular signal transduction; lipid metabolic process. The record is from RefSeq and is a predicted model, not a curated record.